Messenger RNA from Mesoplodon densirostris (Blainville's beaked whale), 3148 nucleotides. RefSeq names its product solute carrier family 35 member A5 (gene SLC35A5). Gene Ontology annotation, molecular function: pyrimidine nucleotide-sugar transmembrane transporter activity. Gene Ontology annotation, cellular component: Golgi membrane. Lineage: Eukaryota; Metazoa; Chordata; Mammalia; Artiodactyla; Ziphiidae. Bases 406 to 1686 code for a protein of 426 amino acids. The transcript has 7 exons. The record is from RefSeq and is a predicted model, not a curated record. Gene Ontology annotation, biological process: pyrimidine nucleotide-sugar transmembrane transport.
CGCGCCUGCGCAAUGGGCGCCAGGUCCGCUUUUGCCUAGUCGGGUAGUUAUUGUGCUUUUUGUUCCGGAAUAGGAGGGUCGGGUCCAAAGGCUUAUUCGCCUUUUCUUCUCCCAUAGAUUCUCCGUGUAUGGACCCUAAAAGCUACCGCUGCUGCUGCUGCGGACCUAGAUAGUUACUGUCUCAGCUUUAGGAUGUACGCUCUGCCACUAGAAGCUCUUCCAAGGAACCGAGGUAACCGCGCCCCCCGGGACGAGGAAGUGCGCGUGCGUUUGAGGGAGGGCGCCCCAGACGAGAUGCCUCCUGCGCAUGUGUGACAAGAAGGCGUUCCUAGAUCGUGGAGGGAAAGCUGCUCUUCCCGAGAAGGGGAGGUGUCUCUUUGGCCUUGGCAAUUAAAAAACAGUGGAAUGGAAAGCAAUUAUUGUGGUCAUCCCGUGUUAAGCUCCUCUUCAGCAAUGUAUACAUUCCUGCUGGGGGCCAUAUUCAUUGCUUUAAGCUCCAGUCGAAUCCUACUUGUAAAAUAUUCAGCCAAUGAAGAGAACAAAUAUGAUUAUCUUCCAACCACUGUGAAUGUGUGCUCAGAACUGGUGAAGCUGGUUUUCUGUGUGCUUGUGUCACUCUGGGUUCUAAAGAAAGAAGAUCAUCAAAAUAGAAACUUGAGAUGUGGUUCCUGGAAGAAAUUCUCUAAUUUCAUGAAGUGGUCCAUUCCUGCCUUUCUUUAUUUCCUGGAUAAUUUGAUUGUCUUCUAUGUCCUUUCCUAUCUUCAGCCUGCCAUGGCUGUUAUCUUCUCAAAUUUUAGCAUUAUAACAACAGCUCUUCUAUUCAGGAUAGUGCUGAAGAGGCAUCUAAACUGGAUACAGUGGGCUUCCCUCCUGAUUUUAUUUUUGUCUAUUGUGGCCCUCACUUCUGGGACUGAGACCUCACAGCAUAACCUGGCAGGACAUGGAUUUCAUCAUGAUGCCUUCUUCAGCCCAUCCAACUCCUGUCUUCUUUUCAGAAGUGAAUGCUCCAGAAAAGACAAUUGCACAACAAAGGAGUGGACUUUUUCUGAAGCUCAGUGGAACACCACGGCCAGGGUUUUCAGUCAUAUCCGUCUUGGCUUGGGCCAUGUUCUUAUUAUAGUCCAGUGUUUUAUUUCUUCGAUGGCCAAUAUCUAUAAUGAAAAGAUACUGAAGGAAGGGAACCAGCUCACUGAAAGCAUCUUUGUACAGAACAGCAAACUCUAUUUCUUUGGCAUUCUUUUUAAUGGGCUGACCCUGGGCCUUCAGAGCAGUAACCGUGAUCAGGUUAAGAACUGUGGGUUUUUUUAUGGCCACAAUGCAUUUUCAGUAGCUCUUAUUUUUGUAACUGCAUUCCAGGGCCUCUCGGUGGCCUUUAUUCUGAAGUUCCUGGAUAACAUGUUCCAUGUCUUGAUGGCCCAGGUCACCACUGUCAUCAUCACAGCGGUGUCUGUCUUGGUUUUUAACUUCAGGCCCUCCCUGGAGUUUUUCAUAGAAGCCCCAUCAGUUCUUCUCUCCAUAUUUAUUUAUAAUGCCAGCAAGCCUCAAGGUCUGGAAUACACAUCUAGGCAAGAAAGGAUCCGAGAUCUAAGUGGCAGUCUUUGGGAGCGCUCCAGUGGGGAUGGAGAGGAACUGGAGAGACUUACAAAACCCAAGAGUGAUAUUGAAUCAGAUGAAGAUACUUUCUAACUGGUACCCAAGUAGUUGGCAGCUCUCACAAACCUUAUCUUCACAUUUUCAGCAUGUGUGAUAUUUAUCUUUCCACUUUGAUAAACCAAGAACAUUUCUAAAGCAUAAAACUCUUUGCAUAUAUCUAACCGCUCCCUAAAUAAUUCCAACCAAAGCUUAGAGUACCCAAAGGCUAAAAAGUUCGAAGGAACUGACAUAAGAAUAACAGUAUGGAGACUGCAUUAAUGGCCUGGUACUUAGUAGGUCAAGAUAUAUUUGCAGAUUAUUUUCCUUGUUCCUCCAUUCCAGAAAACUUGUAAUAAUCAUGUUAGCUGUACCCUAUAAAUAUACAAAUAGAGAUCAAUUUGCCAGAUAUUCAGAAUUGUGUAGUUCUACUCUGCAUGCCAUAGUCUUCCCUUUUCUAUCAUUAUAAAUAUCACCUAGGUUGACCCUUGAAUUCUGAGGCCAUGGAGAUAGUCAUUUUGUAAUUAAAAGAGAUAGUCAUUUUGUAAUUAAAAUCAAUGAGACUCUAAAAAUUUGGUUGAAGGACCUUAAUAACCAGCCACAACAUUGAUUUGAGAGUAGUGUAGUCUGUGCUAAAUGUUUUGCCAAAGAAGCAAAUUUUUCAACAAAAAUCUGAGAAUUUUAAUUUUUAGGAAUUUGUAGGAAAUCUUAUUUUUAGUGGUUGUCUUUUGAUGUUUUUCUACACAAAUAAGCUUCCAUUUAGGUGAAAGUUGGUUUCCAGUCCCCACCGUUAUCACUUGUAUUUUACAUCACUUAAACCAGCCAUGGUGGGUUUUUUCUCCUCAGUUUGACCACAUGACUAUUGGAUUAUUCUAUUUCGGAGAACUAAUAAGCCACUUUUAUUAGUUAUUAAAUAGAACGUAUGACUAUUUUAAAUCUUUAUAUCAUACUCUGUUCCUAAAGGUUGAGACACUGGCUUCAGAAUCAUGCCAGGUUGUCAGUAAGACUAUUGCCGAAGAGUUCUUUUAAAAGAGUCACUUUGCAAACAAAUGACUUUUACUGAAAUGUGAAUAGUAUUACUCUAAAAAGAGGAAGGCCAGUAAUAAAUAAAGCACUUUAUAGUAACCAUGUUUCACCCUUAAACUGCAUGGUAUUUUUUGAGGUAUUUUUGCAUGCAUCCAGUUGAGUCUAUGAGGUAGAGAAGUCAGGUGAUAGAUAAUUUAAAAAUGAGAAAACAGAAAUGACUUGCCCAAGGCCAUAUAGCUGGAUGGUGAUAGGACAAGUGUUGGCUUCAGCUAAUAGACCUGUGUGUUUAUAGAGCACUACACUGUAAAUGUGAGCUUUAAGUUGUCAUUUUCAUGCAGUCUGUACAUCUCUUCUUUCCCCUAAUUUUCAUACAGAUAAAUAUAAGAUAAUACUAUUACAUAAUCCAUCUGUGAUAUCCAGAGCAAUAUGAAUGGCAAGAGUUGGUGGAAAUUUAUAAAUAAAAUAACUAUUAAACACUUACCUCGUGUUGUUA